CCCCUAAUAGUGACUAGGCUUCAUUUUGGGAAAGGGGUUUAGCUUUAGUAAUAAAAAUUGUUAAACAAUUACAAAUAAGCAACAAAAUGUCUGCAGCUGACAAAGAAAAGGAUAAGGACAAGGAGGAAACCAAGGAAAAGAGUGAAGACUUGGGUCUGUUAGAGGAGGACGAUGAGUUUGAAGAAUUUCCCGCUGAAGAUUUUCGCGUUGCCGAUGAUGUGGAAGAGCCAAAUGUUUGGGAAGACAACUGGGAUGAUGAUAAUGUCGAGGACGACUUUAGUCAACAGUUAAAAGCGCAUUUGGAAAGCAAGAAAAUGGAAACAUAACCACACAAAACGUUGUAUUUUAAGAAAUAAAUAUACAUUACAAUAUUUUAAUUUA
Messenger RNA from Drosophila busckii, 381 nucleotides. It is a transcript of the gene Sem1, whose product is annotated as probable 26S proteasome complex subunit sem1. Gene Ontology annotation, biological process: mRNA export from nucleus; proteasome assembly; double-strand break repair via homologous recombination. Bases 87 to 326 code for a protein of 79 amino acids. The record is from RefSeq and is a predicted model, not a curated record. Gene Ontology annotation, cellular component: proteasome regulatory particle, lid subcomplex; proteasome complex. The transcript is spliced from 2 exons. Lineage: Eukaryota; Metazoa; Arthropoda; Insecta; Diptera; Drosophilidae.